AUGGCAUCACGGCAGGCCUCGAAGCCGGCACCACAGCGGGAAUCGCGGCCGACGUCACCGCCAGCACAACCGGCGGUACCACGGCCGGCACCACCGCCAAUACCUCCGCCGGUACCACGGCCGGCACCACCGCUGGCACCACUACCUGCUCCGGAACCGGCAACAGCACCCGGAAGAUCGCAGGCGCCGAAGCCCACGGCGACCGUGCCGAAUACCGCAAUGGCCGGAACGCACACAACGGGAAUGCCCGUGGCCAGAAUGCCGGUGGCCGGAAUGCCGGUGGCCGGAAUGCCGGUGGCUGGCAGCUACAUGGAUGCGCUGCGCGCACCCUACGUCCAAAUGCCGACCCCGGGAUUUCCGCCACCAGCCGUGCCCAACAUCCGGGGCUGCCCCAGGGGUCUGGAAUACCUGGUCCAGAUCGACCACCUGCUUGUUCACCAAGCUAUACAGAUCAUGGAAAUUGUGACGCCGUGGGAGAUGCAAAACAGGUACAUCGUCAAGAACACCAUGGGCCAAUUCGUCUUCAUGGCGAUCGAGCAGAGCGGCUGUCUGGAACGCCAAUGCUGCGGCAACAUCCGACCGUUGGAGAUGGCGCUGCUCGACUACCGCAACGACCAAGUGUUGCGGCUGUUCCGGCCACUUCGCUGCGACUGCAGCUGCCUCUGUUGUUGCUGCCUCCAGGUAAUGGACGUGCGCGAUGCUUCCAUGGCCAUGAUGGGUUCCCUCCGGAUGGAGUUCGCGAUCAUAUUCCCGAACUUCUCGGUGCUGGACAGCCAGGGGAACGUUGUCCUGCUGAUCAAGGGCCCCUUCUGUACAACAUCCAUCUGUUGCCAAGACGUGGUCUUUGAUAUCCUAGGCACGGACGGCGUCACCAAGCUGGGCGCGAUAACGAAGAACUGGGUCGGAUUUGUCCGGGAGGUCGGCACCGCCGCCGACAACUUCACGGUCACCUUCCCCUUGGAUUUGGACGUGAAGAUAAAGGCCGUGCUGCUGGGUGCGGUCUUUCUAAUUGACUACAUAUACUUCGAGACUUCAAAUGCCCGUGCCUGCCUGGAUUGCUGCUGCGACUGGUUGAAAGUUAUUCACUGAUCACCGAUUUUGAUAUGCGUCCCCAAAGACGGCCGGGCUUGCCCAGAAAGGCCGCAACCAUGGCGUACUUCGAGGCCUUUGCGCAGUCGACGGCAUUAUUGCGAACAAUGCCCUUACACUACAUUUCCGUCUAUUCCUGUACCUCGCAAAAGGCUGGCAAUUGUGUUCCGAUUUUAUCGUG
Molecule: messenger RNA, 1270 nt
Organism: Dermacentor andersoni
Lineage: Eukaryota; Metazoa; Arthropoda; Arachnida; Ixodida; Ixodidae
Source: RefSeq, a predicted model, not a curated record